Molecule: messenger RNA, 1257 nt
Organism: Leptinotarsa decemlineata (Colorado potato beetle)
Lineage: Eukaryota; Metazoa; Arthropoda; Insecta; Coleoptera; Chrysomelidae
Gene: Gmer
Product: GDP-L-fucose synthase-like protein
Biological process (GO): nucleotide-sugar biosynthetic process
Molecular function (GO): GDP-L-fucose synthase activity
Source: RefSeq, a predicted model, not a curated record
ACAGGUGUCGUGUCAAAUUAAAGUCAAACACUGCAUGUAUGUAUUCAGUGGGUCAUAUGUCUCUGGUCAUAUGUUAAAAUUAAAUUAUCAAAGUAAUAUUGCUUACAAAUAUUUUUUUUCAAUACCUAACUUUUCAAUAAUAUUUGUAUACCUUCAGUAAGAGUAGGUAAUUUGCUAUUUAUUCGAGUUAUAUUUUAUAUAGCUAGAAGCUUGUUUAUUAUUGUUUCUCUUGAAAGUAUGUUCUUGAGGAAUUGGUCUACUUAGAUUUUCACCUGCAAUGUCAGAAAACAAAGUUAUCUUAGUUACUGGUGGUACAGGACUUGUCGGUAAGGCUAUUCAACAAGUCGUUGAAGCAGAAAAGAGACCAGAUGAAAAGUGGAUAUUUUUGAGUAGCAAGGAUGGAGAUUUAUGUGACUACAAUGAAACCAAGCAGAUAUUUGAAAAGCAUCACCCAACCCAUGUGAUUCAUUUAGCCGCAAUGGUCGGAGGCCUAUUUCACAACAUGUCUCAUAACCUAGAUUUUUUAAGAAAAAAUAUGCAUAUGAAUGACAAUAUUUUGCACAUUAGUUUUGAAACUGGUGUUGCGAAGGUUGUUUCAUGCCUUUCUACGUGUAUAUUUCCCGAUAAAACGGAUUAUCCCAUCAAUGAAACAAUGGUUCAUAAUGGUCCACCACAUCCCUCAAAUUUUGGUUACAGUUAUGCUAAAAGAUUGAUUGAUAUACAAAAUAAGGCAUAUCAUCAGCAACAUGGAUGUAUGUUCACUUCAGUUAUUCCUUGUAAUGUUUUUGGACCCCAUGAUAAUUAUAAUUUAGAAUCUAGUCAUGUUAUACCGGGGCUCAUAAGAAAGUUGCAUGAUAUUAUGAAGACAGGAGGAGAAACCUUCACAGUAAUGGGAACUGGAAAACCCUUGAGGCAAUUCAUUUAUUCUUUGGACUUAGCAAAACUGUUUCUAUGGGUUUUGAGAGAAUAUCAAGAAACUGAACCAAUUAUUUUAUCAGUUGAUGAAAAAUCUGAAGUUUCUAUCAAGGAACUGGCAGAAGAAAUAGGAAAAGCAUAUGGAUUUCAAGGAAAAAUUGAAUUUGAUACUACCAAGGCUGAUGGACAAUAUAAAAAGACUGCCAGUAAUGCAAAAUUGAGAAAAUUUCUACCAGAUUUUGAAUUUACUCCAUUCUCUGUAGCUAUAAAAGAAAGUGUAGACUGGUAUAAGGCAAAUCAUGAAAUUGCUAGAAAUUAAUAAAAUGUCAAUAUGAUCAAGUA